AAGUUGCGGCCAUCAGCUGGAACUAGUUAGUUGAUGGCCGGCAGUGGAACGAGUAACAUUGAAUCGGUUGGCUGGUAGCACUAGGCGCGCACGGACGUUACAAAUUGCCUGUCUUUUGAUUAAUAAACAAAAACCUUGGCUAGUGUGUAUAUUUUAUUUUUGGUGUAAAAGGAAAUGAAAUUCAUAAUCAAAGAAAAGUGAACGCGCUUAUUUAUUACACGAAUAAAAAGUAGAGAAAAUUUUAGGAAGAAAAAAUACGUCAGCGUGCGUAAAAGCGUAACCGUUAGAAGUGUUUUUUUUCGGGCGUAUUUCAACGUAUGCACUUGAUAGGGUUGAUCGGAAGCGCCACUGCUGGAGUAGUAUCUAUAAAUGUUUGUAUCGCCGCGUCUUCCGCGCAUAAAUCACUUUCGCGUGUCAGGGUAUAGUACGUACGCGCGCGUGUGUGUGUAAGUUUUCCGGGCUUUGCUGUUGGGUGGCGGCGCAUAAUCAUUUUACCACCUUCUUUGGCUAAAUUUUUCGUCCCAACUAUUAUAUAGGCGCCUACACUUUCGCACGCGCUCGCUCGCCUCUGGCGUCCGCAACGAUGAGUGUUGUGUCUUCAACUCUGCUGGCUCAACAAGUCAACAACUGGCAAUUGGAGGAUUUUGCUUGCUUUCGAAAAUGUGGCGAAAUUACCGUGUCCCCCGAUGCGCAAACUUAUGGCAUGAAUUGUUGCUUUUGCGCUGGUAUUUGCUUGCAAUUCGAUGUUUUUAUAGAGCAUAUGCGCGAGGUGCACGCGGAGCGGAUCAGUGCGCUGUAUCAGCAAUCGGAAACGCCGCCGCUCGCGGAGGGGAAAGACGAACAGAGCACACAAACAACGUGCGCAGAAAUGGAAACCUAUUACGUUGACGCGGCUAAUGCCGUCGCCCCUGCCAUCGACGAUUUUGAUAUUGAUGUAGAAUGCAUUGAUGGCGAUGAAUGCGCUUUCAGUUACAACACGAACAACAACUAUAAUUGCGGCGCUGCCGUAGGCGCUCUUGCUGACGCUAGCAGUGACACUGAAAGCGGCUCCACCGCCGCUCUCGCCGCCAAUGCCGCGAAAUCUCGCGUUCCACGAUAUCAGCUACGCCGUCAGCGCACAGCUGGUGUAGAAAAUAGGGCAAUCGAAGAUAAGUCGCGCAAGGUAUGCAGUUGGAAUGAAGCACGGUCAGCAAAAUGUAAUGGGACUUUGGGAAAAUUCAAAACACUUACGACAACACAAACACCACCAACACCCGCGCCCACACCAUCACCAUGGACAACGCCAGUGCAGAAUGGCCGCAGGGAAGAAGGAACCACAGCGACAGUGACAGAAAGUGUAAGCGAAAUACUUGCCAUAGCAAUGGACACACCUGGUGUGCAUGGUGCCGGCGAUUGCUUGGGGGUGGCAAUAGAUAUGGCCGAUGUCGUUGGUGUGGCCGGGGCUGUGCAUGUGACUGGUAUGGAUGAGGCGCAGCAUGGACCGGAAGCGCCGCAAGAAGUGGACUUGGUGUAUGUAAUGGAAAGUGCAACGCCAGACGGUGUUAUUGAGGAAGAAACCGUUGUGGAUCCAUUCGAAAUGGUGCAAGGCUGGCGGCGUUCAACAGACUCGUCCGAG
Molecule: messenger RNA, 1615 nt
Organism: Rhagoletis zephyria (snowberry fruit fly)
Lineage: Eukaryota; Metazoa; Arthropoda; Insecta; Diptera; Tephritidae
Source: RefSeq, a predicted model, not a curated record